AUGAUCCAAUGCCCCUCCCUUGCCAAGGAGGUUUACACCUUCGGCGCACCGGCGGUCUCCCGCCCAGCAAUGCCCGACAAGACACAAGAGGACCAAUGUUUCCGCGGCCUGCGAACCUUUACGGAGAACAAGCUUCCUGGGGGUGGUCGGCAAGUCGAUGCGGCGUCCAUCUUUGAUGCCUAUGCACAUCCGAUCAUCCCCACCCUUGCUUUGGACUGGGGGCAGGACUCCUACUACGUCCCUUGCCCGGGAGAUGUCACCUGGCCGAAAGGCGGUGCUUCUGAUUGGGGCCUCCACUCAGAGACGCACUACGCGCCAAGGCUCAAGGAAGUCACCAUCGAGGGGAAGGCGAUGGCGGCUGAGGAGCCCUUUGCCAUGGCCAACAAGAUGGUCACUCUGGCGUACAAGAGUUACGACAGUGUGGCAAACACCAAGAAGGUUCCAGUGGAGUUAUUGGCUUGCAAGGUUGCGGCUGCUUGGAUGCAGGUUUUCAUGUCGAGCCAGGCUGUCUUGAAGCUUACGCAAGAAAAGUGGUGCGUAGCCAUCGCAGCCAUGGGGACCUGCCACGCGCGUGUGCAGCAGAUGCCAUAUGACCCUGCCCUCGACAAGCCCAUCAUUGACCGGAUCCAUGCGCAGCUGCGGCAGGCGGACGCCUACCAUCGGCCCGUGCAGCAGCCUGCAAAGCUAUGUGACUGGGGACUCUACCUGGGCGGUAUGCAGGAUGUCACGGAUUGCAAGAAGAUGCAGGAUCUCGGAAUCCGCGGCAUUGCUAAUGUUGCGUCUUCGGUGUGCAUCUACACACCGCGUGGGGAAGUGCCUGCGGGGGACAUGCGGAUUCUGCACAUUGAUGCCGACGAUGAUGACUGGUACCCCUUGCUCGAGAAGCACUUGUGUGAGUUUGAGAUGUUCAUCCAGAAAGCCAAGGAAGAUGGUGUCAAGACAGUGGUUCACUGCAAGGCCGGCCAGAACCGGAGCGCGGCCCUAUGUGCUGCUUACCUGAUUCACACUGAGCGGAUGAAGCUGAUGGACGCAAUCCAGCUUUUGGUGGAACGACGUGGUCUCGUUCUCACGAACUGCCACUUUCUCCGGGAGUUGGUCCAGCUUGCAAGAGCGGAGCAUCUCUUGGAUUAG
Molecule: messenger RNA, 1131 nt
Organism: Symbiodinium sp. CCMP2592
Lineage: Eukaryota; Dinophyceae; Suessiales; Symbiodiniaceae
Source: the annotation of a GenBank genome assembly